AUGGCUUCCUCAGCGAACCAACAGCAAUCCUUCCCAGCUGUGCCUCCAUCUAUGUCCGCUGGCGAUCAUGAGAUGCGAGACUACUACGCACCGCAAAAUGCACCACGACCCCCAAUGAACCAAACACCAAACUUCAAGCCAUACCUUGGCCUUCGAGCUAGGCUCUCGCAAAUAUGGAUCAACCGCUGGACGAUUCUCCUCCUUCUAGUGCUCGUCCGCCUGCUUAUCGCCAUCGCGAGCACCGACUCAAGCCUUGCUUCCGCACGUCGCGAAGCCCUCAGUGCUUGCACCCAAGUCGAGAAUAUGGGCAGCUCCAUGGCUUCCAUGCCUCAUUACAUGGCGAAGGGCGUUAACGAGAUGACCGCUUCUGGUGUUGAGAAGGCAGUCGGUGGCCUCAUGUCCAUGUUGGAGAUGAGCGUCACUGGUGUUGAGGAGAUUGUUCUCUUUGUCAUUCACAUGAUGACACAAACAUACCUCUGCCUGAUCACACUGGCUGUUCGCGGCAGCCUUCACGCUGCUGUGGAAAUUGGCACCGAAAUCAGCAAGACCCUCAAUGCAACUAUCGAUGAGGUCACCGACGACAUGGGUAACGCCGUCAAGUCCGUCACAGACGGUAUCAACUCCGUCCUCGACAAGAUCAACUUUAACCUUCCCGGAUUCGACAAGCCGGAGAUCAACCUGGACUCUCAGAUCAGCAAGUUGAAGGGACUGGAAGUACCACCCGAGCUCCAGCAAGGCCUCCAAGAGUUGAACAACUCGAUUCCCACAUUCGAACAGGUGCAGAACUUUACCGACAACAUCAUCCGCCUGCCGUUCGAAGAGGUCAAGAAGCUGAUUCGGGCGACAAACAACUUCACGUUCGACCGUGAUGCGCUUCCUAUCCCGCAGAAAGAGAAGCUCGACUUCUGCUCCGAGGGCAACUCCAUCAAUGAGUUCUUCGACGACCUCAUCAAGAUGGCUUACGAUGCACGCAAGAUCGCUCUUGGCGUGCUGAUUGUCCUCGCCAUCCUUGUCUGCGUCCCCAUGGCAUGGAUGGAAGUCCGCCGAUACCGUAGGAUGCAAGAACGUGCCGCACUCUUCGCGGAAGGCUAUGAAGCUAUGGACGUUGUCUACCUAGCCUCGCGCCCCACUUCUUCCGGCUUUGGCCUGUGGGUUGGCAGGCGCUGUGGCUCAGCUCGCCGUCAGGCAAUCAUCCGCUGGGCCUGGGCCUACGCUACCUCCGUGCCCAUGCUCUUCCUGCUGGCUCUGGGUAUCGCGGGUCUCUUCGCCUGCUUCUGUCAAUAUCUCUUGUUGAAGGCCAUUCAAGACAAGACUCCCGAGCUCACGGAACAGGUCGCUGACUUUGCCGGCAAGGUUGUUGCUGCCAUGAACAACGCCUCCAUGUCUUGGUCUGAGGGCGUCAAUGGCGCCGUCGGCAAGCUGGAUGACGAGAUCAACAACGAUAUUCUGGGCUGGGUCAACACCAGCACUACCGCAGUCAACGAGACCCUCAAUGUUUUCGUGGACGAGAUGAGCAAGACCCUCAACUCGACAUUUGGCGGUACCGUCCUGUACGAUCCCAUCAAGGACGUGCUGAACUGCCUCAUCGGCCUGAAGAUCGCUUCCUUCCAAAACGGCCUCACCUGGGUCCAAGAGCACGCUCACGUCAGCUUUCCUGGCGUGGCGAACGACACUCUCUCUCUUGGCGCCGCAGCUGAGGCCAGCGACUCUUCUUCUGCUGCUGCACUGCUGUCCAAUCCCAACGGCAAGGCGGCGGACGAGAUCACCGAAGCAGUUGACCGCGUUAUAGAGAAACUCCUGAGCGGCAUUCAAACCGAAGCGCUCAUUUCCACCGCACUUGUGCUCGUCUGGCUCUUCAUCGCCAUCGGUGGCCUCGUAUACGCAUCGACUCAUCUCUUCCGCCGCGACUCAGAGACAGGUAGUGCCUACUACAUCGACCCAUCCUUGGACCAAUCCAAAGCCCAUGUCAACCCUUCUGAUGCCGCCCCGCCCCAGUACGUCGCCAACGACUACCAAGUCAACAAGAGCGCGCCCUACACAAUCACUCCCCGACCUUUCCAGACCGUCGAGCCCGACGCUGAGAAGAUUGGGCAAGCAGGUGCGCGCGCCGUGUCCGACUCGGCUCGUCCCGGCCACGCACGCAUGAGCAGCCACGGCACCCUCGCCGAGCCUUCGCCCAUGGACGAGAAGCACAAUCCAUUUUCCGACCGGCGCUGA
Molecule: messenger RNA, 2217 nt
Organism: Didymella exigua CBS 183.55
Lineage: Eukaryota; Fungi; Ascomycota; Dothideomycetes; Pleosporales; Didymellaceae
Exons: 1
Coding region: 1-2217 (738 amino acids)
Cellular component (GO): mating projection tip
Source: RefSeq, a predicted model, not a curated record